UUAAGAUUUCCCCAUUCCCAUUUUCUUGUGACCAGAAUGUGCAAUCCGCACUCCGACCUGCCAAAGGCAGCAAUACGCAACACAGCGUCUAGUGUGCCGAAAAUUCACACGAAGAAGAAGACGUCUGCAAUGGAGGUCCCAGGACCAGAUAGCGACUGGAGAAGCCCUGCAUUCCGACAGAAAGUUGUUGCACAAAUUGAAGAGGCGAUAAGAAAGGCUGGGACUGCACACACAAAGUCCAGCAAUGAUAUGGAGAACCAUGUUUAUGUCAAAGCCAAAUCUAGAGAAGAAUACUUGUCCCUGGUAGCCAGGUUGAUCAUUCACUUCAGAGACAUUCAUAAAAAGGCGCAAGGAGGAGGUCCAGAUCCCAUGAAUGCCCUGACAAAUCUCACAGGUGUUCCAGGGGUUCCAGGGGGCAUCGGUAUGGGGCCUCGGCCACCUGGUGCGCCCAUGGGUGGCAUGGGGCAGAUGCAAAUGGGUCAGCAUGCCAUGGCAGGAGUGGCUGGAAAUCCUCAAUCAAUAGGAGGUCCAGGGCAGAUGCAGAUGCAGCAGAUCGCCCAGCAGCAGCAGUCCAUCCAGUUCCAGCAGUUCCAGGCACAGCAGCAACAGACAGCCAUGCAACAACAACAACAGACGGCCAUGCAGCAGCAGCAGCAGACAGCAAUGCAACAACAACAGACGGCCAUACAGCAGCAGCAGUUUCAGGUCCAGCAGCAGCUGAAGCUGCAACAAUUACAGCAGCAACACCAUCAGAACCAACAGCUCCAACAGCAGCACCAAAACCAGCAGCAGCAGGCCCAAAACCAGCAACAACAGAACCAGAUGCACCCAUCAAGGCACCAGCAACAACAGCAGAUAGUUCAGUUACAACUCCAACAGCAGCAUGCACAGGCCCAAGCACAGGCCCAGGCACAGUCCAUCCAGCACAUGGUCCAGCAGCAGCAGCAACAGCAGCAGCAACAGGUUCAGUCUCAGCCCCAGCCGACCCAGCUGCCCCCCCACUCCCAGCAGCAGGGCAUGGUGCCCCAGUCUCUUGCUGGGCAGAUGGCCCCCACACAGCAUGUACCCAUCAGCUCACUCAGUCAGCAGCAACAGCAGCAGCAGCAGCUCAAGAUCCAAGCCUUGCAGGCUAGAGCGUUGCAGCAGCAGCAACAGCAGCAGCAGCAAGUCCAGCAAGCCCAGCAGGCAGCGCAGCAAGCCCAGCAGGCGGCAGCUCAGGCCCAGCUAGCGGCAGCAGUACCUGGCCAGAUGAUGAUGCCCCGCCCUGGGAUGCAAAUUCCACCCAGGUUACCCCGCGCUGCCCCGAACCCCACCAUACCUCCAAACUCUGCUGCCGUGGGAGGACAGCAAUUGCCACAGGUUGUGAUUUUGCUACACAACAUUCCUGUAGAUUGUUCUGAAACAAUUUUUUCCCACAGUAAUAACAUAUGCAUUAUGUGGAUUCCUGCUGUGAAAGUAUCUGCCUGUCCCUGUUUUCCUGUCGGCUGCUGUGCGAGCGAGCCACUCCAUCUCCCCACUGUGCGCACGGAGGAGGGAGAGAUGCGUUCUGAGAAGCACAAGUAUUUGACCGUUUCUCAAAAUGCAAUUGCGGGAAAAAUAAAGUUUUCAAAGCAACUACUGUUCCAGUUACAGAGAGGAGUGUCACAGCUUUCUGUUCAGCAGCACCAGAUGAUGUCAUCGCCCUCGCCGGUACAGGUGCUGACACCCCAGUCCAUGCCCCCCCCUCCCCAGCCACAGCCAUCGCCACAGCCCCCAUCCUCCCAGCCAAACUCAGUCAGCAGUUCUGGUCCAACACCGUCGCCGGGAGGCUUCCAGCCUAGCCCAUCCCCCCAGCCCUCACAUAGCCCAGCCACCGCACGCACCCCCCAGAACUAUGGUGUCCCUUCCCCAGGACCGCUCAACACCCCAGGGAACCCCAGUUCAGUGAUAAGUCCAGUCGGGGCCUCUCAACUGGAGGACCAACAGUACAUGGAGAAACUCAAACAGCUUUCCAAAUACAUUGAGCCACUGAGCAGGAUGAUCAACAAGAUAGACAAAAACGAAGAUAGGAAAAAGGACCUGAGUAAGAUGAAGAGCCUGCUGAACAUUCUCACUGACCCGAGCACAAGGUGUCCUCUCAGGACCUUACAGAAGUGUGAGAUAGCACUGGAGAAACUGAAGAAUGAUAUGGCUGUGCCGACGCCACCCCCUCCACCUGUGCCCUGCACCAAGCAGCAGUACCUGUGCCAGCCCCUCUUGGAUGCCGUCAUGGCAAACAUCCGCUCGCCUGUCUUCAACCAUUCCCUGUACCGUACCUUCGCCCCAGCCAUGACAGCCAUCCACGGGCCGCCCAUCACGGGCCCCACCAUCGUGGCCCGGAAGAGGAAACACGAGGAGGAUGACCGCCAGACCAUCCCCAACAUCCUGCAGGGGGAGGUGGCCCGCCUCAACGCCAAGUUCCUGGUCAACCUGGACCCCUCAUUCUGCAGUAACAACGGCACUGUGCAUCUAAUCUGUAAACUAGACGACAAGAACCUGCCAAGUGUGCCACCUCUCCAGCUCAGCAUCCCUGCAGACUACCCAGACCAAAGCCCUCAGUGGGCAGACGAUGGGCAAGUGUAUGGUGCCAACCCCUUCCUAAAGAACGUUCACAGAAACAUGACCUCCAAACUCCUACAGCUCCCAGACAAGCACUCAGUGACUGCACUGCUCAAUACCUGGGCCCAGAGUGUCAGACAAGCCUGUCUUUCUGCAGCGUAGACAAGAGGCUCACCUCACCUCUCCAUCAAACCUCUGCUGGAGACAAUAUAACUUAUCACAAAGACUGUGCAAACUGAAAGGAGUG
Messenger RNA from Coregonus clupeaformis (lake whitefish), 2824 nucleotides. RefSeq names its product mediator of RNA polymerase II transcription subunit 15. The transcript is spliced from 19 exons. Gene Ontology annotation, molecular function: transcription coregulator activity. Gene Ontology annotation, biological process: regulation of DNA-templated transcription. The record is from RefSeq and is a predicted model, not a curated record. Lineage: Eukaryota; Metazoa; Chordata; Actinopteri; Salmoniformes; Salmonidae. Bases 37 to 2739 code for a protein of 900 amino acids.